Molecule: messenger RNA, 1161 nt
Organism: Ailuropoda melanoleuca (giant panda)
Lineage: Eukaryota; Metazoa; Chordata; Mammalia; Carnivora; Ursidae
Gene: EPHX1
Product: epoxide hydrolase 1
Exons: 6
Coding region: 144-944 (266 amino acids)
Biological process (GO): epoxide metabolic process; arachidonate metabolic process
Molecular function (GO): epoxide hydrolase activity
Source: RefSeq, a predicted model, not a curated record
CUGAUCUUCACACAAUUGUAUCCUUGAUCAUUGCUCCGGAAGCCCUGAGAGUAGGGUACAGUCAGGGAACCAGGGACACCUGGGAGAAAGUGGUGUGGAGAGUCAGUGUGAAAUCAUUUAGAAGAACUUUGGGGAUCGGAACCAUGUGGCUGGAAAUUCUCCUCGCCUCUGUGCUGGGCUUUGCCAUCUACUGGUUUGUUUCCCGGAACAAGGAGGAAACACUGCCUCUUGAAGAUGGGUGGUGGGGGCCUGGGGCCAGGCCCGCUGCCGCUGAGGACGAGAGCAUCCGCCCUUUCAAGGUGGAGACUUCCGAGGAGGAGAUCGAGGACUUACACCGAAGGAUCGACAGCGUCCGUCUGACCCCCGCUUUGGAGGACGUGCGCUUCCAUUUUGGCUUCAACUCCAAGUACCUGAGGAAAGUCCUUUCUUACUGGCGGAAUGGCUUUGACUGGAAGAAGCAGGUGGAAAUUCUCAACCGGUACCCGCACUUCAAGACUAAGAUUGAAGGCUGCGCUCUGAACGACUCUCCCGUGGGCCUGGCCGCCUAUAUCCUGGAGAAGUUUUCCACCUGGACCAACCCGGAGUUCCGAGACCUGGAGGACGGAGGCCUGGAGAGGAAGUUCUCGCUGGACGAGCUGCUGACCAACGUCAUGCUCUACUGGACGACAGGCAGCAUCACCUCCUCGCAGCGCUUCUACAAGGAGAACCUGGGCCAGGGCUUCAGGGCCAACAAGCAUGACCGGAUGAAGGUCCACGUGCCCACAGGCUUUGCUGCCUUCCCUUGUGAGUUAAUACACGUGCCCGAAAAGUGGGUGAGGUUCAAGUACCCGAAUCUCAUCUCCUAUUCCUACAUGGCCCGCGGGGGCCACUUUGCCGCCUUUGAGGAGCCGGAGCUGCUGGCCCAGGACAUCUGCAAGUUCGUGGGGCUGCUGGAACAGCGCUGAUGCCCGCGGGGCUAGCCACCCCCGCCCCCAGGCUCCCUCGCCCACAGCUGCACCCUGCCUCCCAGGGCUGCUCCCCAGGAGCAGGGAGCCCCCAGUCUUCUCUUGGCGAUGAUGUACACCCCCAUGCCCGUCCCCCGCCCCUGCCGGCCCCCUGCUCACUGCCUGCAUGAGCGCUCCCACACGCACGUCAGUGAUAAAUGAUUGAUUUUAUUCCUAA